Cyprinus carpio (common carp) is the source of this 2548-nucleotide messenger RNA. Its product is annotated as beta-1,3-galactosyl-O-glycosyl-glycoprotein beta-1,6-N-acetylglucosaminyltransferase 3-like. Gene Ontology annotation, cellular component: membrane. NCBI's taxonomy places the organism in Eukaryota, Metazoa, Chordata, Actinopteri, Cypriniformes, Cyprinidae. Gene Ontology annotation, molecular function: acetylglucosaminyltransferase activity. The record is from RefSeq and is a predicted model, not a curated record.
UUAAAGCAGGGGUGUAGACCACUGAAAACAAAUUCAGGCUCUGAAGUUCUUGCUUUGCUGUGUUUUUGGUGGGAAAACGACAUUAAACAUAACAGAACAAGUAUAGUUCCACAAGGAGGAUUUUAGUUUUGUUAUACUUCCACAAUUCUUUGCCUUUGAUAAGAGGCAACAAAAUGUAAACAUGACAUGACACUUUAAUAAGCACCAGAACCAUGUCUGACCAUUUCCUUUAGGCUACACCUACAGCUUGUGCAAUGCUAAACUAUUGCUUUUAACAGCUUGACUAUUCCCAUGAUUUGUCAUUAUGAUUGGUGUUACAGUAUGACUGGUCAGAUUGCCUGUCAAUCAAACUCCUGGCAAAGGGUCAUUUGUUCAGAGUCUGUAGAUUAUUAAAUCACUAGAUAAGAUAAAAAUGCAAUAGGCUGUUGGAGUUAAAGAAUGUUAGACCCAUGUCAGACUACAGAUCUGGUAACCAGAACAUCUUUGGUGUCCAAAAACUGUAUAAUUUUUUUAAUGAUAUUACUUAUUUACUGUAAUAUUGGAUAAUCAUACGCUUCAGGUUUACUCUCUUGGCAGUUGUUUCUGGAAAGUUAUAAUCUUAAAGACCUGAAAAUGAGGCUUAAAAAUCAGAGGAUUCUGCAAAUGAUCUCCAUCCUGUCAGUGUCCCUCUUAUUGCUGAAUUAUCUAGGACGAAGGACAGACUGUCCUUGUAAGGAAGAGUUGGUCUUCAAUAACUUACUAAAGCAAGAUGCUGGAGAGCUACAAGCUUGUUCUGCUAUUAUCCAAGGAGACAUAGAUGGAGUGGAGAAGGAGGUUUUCAGGAAGCUCCUGGCCUCUAAAAAAAGAAUAUCCCAGCUAUCGGAGUCAUUCUAUCUCAACGCAACCAAGGAUUGUCCAUCCUACAUCCGAGACAGAGGGUUUCUGACUGUUUCUCUCAGUAAAGAGGAGAAAGAUUUCCCCAUUGCUUACUCCAUGGUGAUCCAUGAGAAGAUCGAGAUGUUUGAAAGGCUCCUGAGAGCCAUUUACACUCCUCACAAUGUGUACUGUGUUCACGUGGACCAGAAGUCUCCUGAGAUCUUUAAACAAGCAGUAAGAGCCAUUGCGUCCUGCCUGACCAACGUGUUUGUGGCCAGCAAAAUGGAGAGUGUGAUUUACGCCUCCUGGUCUCGAGUUCAAGCAGACAUCAACUGCAUGCAAGAUCUGCUCAAGUCACCUGUCCAGUGGAAGUAUCUGCUCAACACCUGUGGUACUGAUUUCCCCAUUAAAACCAAUGCAGAAAUGGUCCAGUCUCUAAAACACCUGAAUGGACAGAACAGUUUGGAGUCCGAGGAGGUAAAGGGCAAAAAUUGGCGCUGGCAGUAUCAUCACAAUGUUACGAGCGUUGUGACUCGGACAGAUGUCAAAAAGUCACCUCCACCAAUAAAGAGCCCCAUGUUCUCAGGAAAUGCUUACUUUGUGGUUUCAAGAGAGUUUGUGGAGCACAUCUUCAAAAGCAAAGAGAUUCAAAACUUAAUGGAAUGGGAGAAAGACACGUACAGUCCAGAUGAGCACAUGUGGGCUACGUUACAGCGGAUGCCUUCAGUACCAGGAUCCAAUCCUCCAAACAUCAAGUACCAACAAUCGGACAUGAACGCGAUUGCUCGUCUGGUGAAGUGGAGCAACCAUGAAGGAGAUCUAAAGAGUGGAGCUCCCUACCCACCAUGCACUGGGACACACAGACGGGCAAUUUGUGUCUAUGGAGCUGGGGACUUAAAAUGGAUUGUGCAGCAACACCAUCUUUUGGCAAACAAGUUUGAUCCAGAAGUAGAUGAUAUAGCAAUCAAAUGUAUGGAGGCUUUUUUAAGGUACAAAGUUAAUUAUGGUCGAUCAUUACUAACAAUUCAAAAAUCUGACAUUAUUUUAUGACAUUUUUAAUUAACGGGUACAAUAUGUAUUUGUACAUUUUAAUAAAUAUUGUAGGAAAGUUUUUUGGAUUUUUUUUAUUCUUUUCAAUAAUGUAAAUGUAAUAUAAUAUAUAAAUAUUUAUAUAUAUUCUAAGUUUGUCAUAAUAUUAAUAGGAUGGUGCAAAUACUUUAAAACUUUUUUUUUUUCAAUGUCAUUUAGUAAAAAACUAAUUGUACACUUCAGAGAAGCUCUCUUUCUAAGUUUCUAGUUCCUACAUAUUUUUCAGAUUUUCCAGACACUAUUUACCAUCAAAUUUAAAAUCCAACUGUUAACAUGUUAGACUGUUAUAUUUUGAUGAUGUAUACUAUUAUGUUGCCAGAUUAUUGCCAGAAUUUUUUUUUACCCAGGCAAGUUCAAAUGCAAUUCAUUAAAACUGCAAUACUACAACACAGGAUUGUGCUUGAUAUGCUUUCUGCACUUUCACUGACUGCAUACAUUUAAAAUAUUUUACAAUAUAUUUCAUUGCAGAAUAUGCUAUCCAGUAUAAAAAUCUUUGCUAUACUAUAAAGCAUUGGCGGCUCGUCGGGGGAGGCAGAGCUUCCCCAAAUUUUUGAGGUGAAAAUGGGAGGAGGACGAUUUAAUAUUAAUAAAAUUUACAAUUCGU